Molecule: messenger RNA, 1186 nt
Organism: Bubalus bubalis (water buffalo)
Lineage: Eukaryota; Metazoa; Chordata; Mammalia; Artiodactyla; Bovidae
Product: keratin-associated protein 10-8-like
Exons: 1
Coding region: 82-762 (226 amino acids)
Cellular component (GO): keratin filament
Source: RefSeq, a predicted model, not a curated record
GCCCUGCAUCCCCAAGCACCUCACACACAGCUCAUACAGUCACACACACUCAAACCCUCCUCCAGCCCCACCACCUCCACCAUGGCAGCCUCCACCCUGUCCGUCUGCUCCAGCGACCUGAGCUAUGACUGCCCAGAGAGCUGCUGCGAGCCCCCCUGCUGUGCCCCCAGCUGCUGUGCCCCGGCCCCCCGCCUGACCCUCCUCUGCGCCCCAGUGAGCUGUGAGUCCAGGCCCUGCUGCCAGCCCUCCUGCUGCACCUCCUCUCCCUGCCAGCAGGCCUGCUGUGAGCCUGUCUGCUGCACACCUGUCUGCUGCACGCCUGUCUGCUGCACGCCUGUCUGCUGUGAGGCUUCCCCAUGUUCAACCUCCCCAUGUUGCCAGCUGCCUAGCUGCCAGUCCUCCUGUUGUACCUCCUCGCCGUGCCAGCAGGCCUGCUGCGAGCCCAUCUGCUGCAGGCCUGUCUGCUGCACCCCUGUCUGCUGCAGGCCUGUCUGCUGCAGGCCUGUCUGCUGCACACCUGUCUGCUGCAGGCCCGUGUGCUGUGAGGCCUCCCCCUGCUCAGCCCCCUCAUCCUGCUGCAGACCCUCCACCUCUGUGUCCCUCCUCUGCCGCCCCAUGUGCCGCCCCGCCUGCUGUGUGCCCAGGUCCUCCUGCCAGCCCAGCUGCUGCCGCCCGGCCUCCUCCGUGUCCCUCCUCUGCAGGCCCACAUGCUCCCGCCCGGCCUGCUGCAUCCCAACCUCGGCCCCAGAGCCCUGCUUCUGACCUGGCAUGUGUCCCCAGAGCCAGCCGAGCACAGGUUCCACCUGUGACUUGGUCCUCUGUCCUGAUCUGGGCUGGUUGGUUUCCCUCACUCAGGACAGGGUCCCUGAUGUGCCCUCUGUCCUGACUGACUGACCUCUCACUCCUGCCCCAGGAACCCUGACCUCAUGGCUCCCUGGGGCUUCUGCAUCCCAGGUGUUGCCUCCAGCUGUCUCUGGGUCACCUGCCCCCCUACCCCUCCAGAUCCUCUAGCUGGGUCACUUGGCCUGGACUUCCAACCAGUCAGCGCCCCCUCAGGCACCUGGAUAAAUAAACACACGUCAUUACCUAAUCUGCUCCGUUCCUGUGGUUCUCUGGUGCGAUGGGUGCAGGGGUGGAAGGAAGCACACGAUUGUGACCUGACACUAGUCUCCUCCAGCCGAGAGCA